Molecule: messenger RNA, 1431 nt
Organism: Monomorium pharaonis (pharaoh ant)
Lineage: Eukaryota; Metazoa; Arthropoda; Insecta; Hymenoptera; Formicidae
Exons: 6
Coding region: 640-1152 (170 amino acids)
Source: RefSeq, a predicted model, not a curated record
AUAAAUCGGUGUUUUAGUUCAAAAAAGUAAUAUUUACAUAUUUGAAGUAAAUAAGUUAUGUGAAUAGCUUCGAUGCGAAACCGCGAACGUAUAGUAAAGGCGACAUCACCGAAGGUGGUGUGGUGUGGAGCGAUGGUUCUCUUUCAGCCCUCUAUCCGCAGUUCAACGCGGUCCGCAGCCUUCGACGGUCGCUUGUCCGUCCGUCGCUUUCCCGCUAUUGCCAUUCACCGCGGAUUUUCGCGAUUCCAAUCGCCGAUCCGCACCUGCCAUACAUAUUUAUUCUAGUCCGCAACACCGAUCGACCACGUGUAUAUUUUUUCGAACAUUAAUUUGAAGUAAUAAGGCCUAAGUAGCUUGCGAACGUAGCUACGUGACGCUAUUAUAAAUACGGAGUGAACAGAGUGGACUAUUUAUUUUGUUUCAAUGUCAUUGGAAAUAAUUAAUUAGUUGACCGCGUGUGCAGAUUUUUCGAAACAGUAAAAGUAAUGCUUCGAAGAAAUGCAAAACAGUUGGAUUUUUUUUUAAUGUUGAAAUGCUGAAAUUAUUUCAUCGACGAGAAAAGAUUAAGACGAAAGUCAUCCAUUGUGAUUGAGAAAAAAAACGAUUCUCAUCGAAGAUGAGAAAUCAGGCGACGCUAGCAUGAUCGACAUCAGUGCGAUUAGUAUCCUGACGCUUUUCCUGAUCCUCGGUAAUCUCGAGGCAGUUACAGUCGUAAACCAUCAUCCUGAUGAUGAAUACGUCCUUGAACACGAAGUCCUUCGUAAGGACGCGCUUGCUGAAGCGAAGAAAUUGGAGAUAUAUCCUGCUGGCGUGGACAAGAGAGGAUUCAUUCCGGGAUGCAAGACUUGCACCUACUCCGAGAUGACUUACUGCAAGAAUGGCAGCAUCAUCAAUGACCAUUGCUGCUGCGACGGCAGCUUCAACAAAGUGUUUCCCUUUGUCGAGCACACUUGUCGCGUGGGACCAGAGGAAUGCAAGGUGCAUGCUGGCGACUGCGCGGAAUACACGAGACUGCGGGAAUGCUGUUGCCAUUCGUACUUGGCCUCCGUCUGGAAAUACUUGGCGAGUGGUGUAGAAUCACGGGCCAAUAUGAAAUUCACGAAAUUCGUGAUGAUUCUAACAAUUCUCAGGUUACAUCUAUUGUUGACCUAAAGCUCACAGCACCAAAAAUUUUGUAUAUUAUUUUAAUAAAUUGUUUUUAUCAAAAAGGAUUGGUAAUUCUUUGCAAUUUGAUAAGAAAUGUCUUCAAUUUUAUACUUAAAUUAAGAAAUAAAUGUAUAGAAUUCUAAAUAUUUAUUAUACACAUUUAUGUAAAGCAAACAAAAUUAGAACAAGAAAAGCGACAUCAUUAUUUUUUAAUACAAUUUUUCAACAAACAUUCUUUAUGAAACAAAUACAAAUUGAUGUAAUAAAUUGUAUAUAUGCAAAUAA